AUGGUACAGACUAUCAUCCCGAUCGUCUCCCAGCGGACUUCCCCGCAUGCGACCCGGCCUUCGCAUCAGCAGGAGACCCCCGCCCGGACUCACGCACCACUUCCCGAGCUCCCCACCUCGCCUCGAAACCCGGUAGCCUGGCCCGGGAGCCGAGAGGCAGAAGACACCGUGAGCCGCCCCGAGCCCGAGGCUCCAUCCGUCGACUCAACAAAUGCCUUGCGAGCUCAGUUGCGCCUCGUCAGUCAACGACUCGAUGAAGUACAACAAGAAGUUCGUAAGUCAAAAGGAGAGCUUGGGGCAGACGGACAGCAAGGAUCCCCGUUCACCCCCGAGAUACAAGAUCAAGCGAUCCCGCCGCAUUUCCGCCUUCCCUCGCUAGAUGCGUAUGACGACGCCGCUAACCCAGCAGACCACGUGGCCGCUUUUCGCGCCCAGAUGGCGCUAUACGGGACUUCUGACGCCUUGAUGUGCAGGGCAUUCCCGACAACCCUGCGGGGGCCAGCCCGCGUGUGGUACAGCGGCCUGAAGGCUGGGACCGUCGCCUCCUUCGAUCAACUUGCCAAAGAUUUCGAGCUUAACUUUCUGGCUUACGCUCGACCAAAGCCGUCCGUGGCGUUGCUCCUCGGACUUAACCAAAGGGAGGACGAGCCUCUCUCCCAUUUUGUGAACCAUUUUACGACCCAAAUUCGGGGACUAUCGGACGUUCACCCCUCUCUAUUGAUGCAGGCAUUCAUGACAGGCAUGCGGCCUUCCAGGUUCUUUUGGUCUCUCGUAGAGCGGCCCCCCGCCGCGGUCCCCGAGAUACUCCAGCGUGCUAGCCAGUUCAUUGUCGCGAAGACAUGGAUGGCUGAAAAGCGGGAGGAGCACAAAAAGGUCAAGUCGGAGCUGCCCCGACAGCAACAACCCGCCGCGUCCCGGCGUAAGUUGGACAGAUCCGACCCAAGGCCUCCCCUCCCCACCUUGAAUUCGUCCCGGACAGAAAUAUUUCUCCAUGAGAAGGAGAAAGGGCUACUCAGGGAUCCUCACCCGAUGAGGAACCCGCGAGAACUCGCGGACCGUUCAAAAUAUUGCCGCUUCCAUCGGCAGCAUGGACACGACACUGAACAGUGCCAUGAAUUGAAAAGGCAAAUUGAGGAGCUCAUUCGCAAAAGGCAUCUUGGCCAAUACUUCCGGCCGGACAAAGAGCUGUCACCACGCCCGGAAGGCCCCAUCGAGCGACAUGUCGACGUAAUAGCUGGCGGUCCUGCAUCGUGGGGGGGCUCCAUGUCGGGAAGAAAGGCGUACGCCCGAGCCGCCCCAGACGAAGCCCCCGGACACGGGCCCGAGCCCGAGAUUACUUUCCUAACCGGAGUAUCUGAGUAA
This is a messenger RNA of Musa acuminata AAA Group (dessert banana), 1362 nucleotides long. RefSeq lists its product as uncharacterized. NCBI's taxonomy places the organism in Eukaryota, Viridiplantae, Streptophyta, Magnoliopsida, Zingiberales, Musaceae. The transcript has a single exon. Bases 1 to 1362 code for a protein of 453 amino acids. The record is from RefSeq and is a predicted model, not a curated record.